AAAAGUUAGUGGGAAGUCCGCGAAAACAAAUCGCUCUUUAAGUGAGAGUCGCCUCGGCCUGUUCAGCGGGAGACACUGGCGAGUGGCGAGACAGAGAAGAUCAGCGCUACUUCCUGAGUGAAGAUGUCCAAUCCCGGAGUCAAUGCGCACCUGGAGGGCAUUAUCUCUGAUUUUGAAGCUCUGAAGAGGUCCUUCGAGGUGGAGGAUGUCGACACCUCGUCCCACUCCCCCUCCGGCUCCCGUCGGACCACCAGCUCCCCCCACCGCAACGCCAUGUCCCCCACCAGCAUCUACUACCGCGACCUGGGCACCGCCUCCAGCGCCACCAACAACAACAACCUCAACUACGCCCAGCCGCGCUCCAUCAUGGGCGGCGGCGGCUCCAAGACCCCGGAGCCCGUGUCGCGCCGCUCCGAGCUCUCCAUCGACAUCUCCUCGUCCAGCCGCCAGGUGGACAACAUCACCAGCCCGGCGUCGGCGCGCUUCGCCGCCAACAGCGCCCUGAAGCGCCCGGAGAUCCUGGGCCACUCCAAGACCCCCGAGCUGGGCCACAAGAGGGAGGUCACCUUCGCCAAGACCCCCGGCGACUCCCCGGUGAUCCGGCGCAACGACGGCGCCGGCAACAACAACAACAACGGCCUCGGCCGCGCCCCCGAGCAGAACCACGCGCGCAGGUUCGAGCCCCCGAGUCCCGGGGACGCGCGCAAACCGGAGAUCAGCAUCACCAAGGCUCCGGCGGAGAACAACGGCCACCACCCGGCGGUGCACCACCCGCACCACCCCAACCCCCACCACACCGCCAUCGUCACCACCAUCCGCUGCUCCUCGCCCAGCCACGCCGGGCGCAAGUCGCCCAAUCCUGAACGGUCAGAGGUCAACCUGAGCCACAGCAACAUGUCCGAGUCAACGAAGCCGCACCACCCGCCCCCUCAGGGAAAGGGCGAGAAGAGCCACGGCAGCGACUUCAGCUACGUGGGCAUCGACGCCAUCCUGGAGCAGAUGAGGAGGAAGGCUAUGAAGCAGGGCUUCGAGCUCAACAUCAUGGUUGUGGGGCAAAGCGGCCUGGGGAAGUCCACGCUCAUGAACACCCUGUUCAAAUCCAAAGUGAGCCGCAAGUCGGUUCAGCCCGACCCGGAGGAGAGGAUCCCCAAAACCAUUGAGAUCAAGUCCAUCAGUCACAAUAUUGAGGAGAAGGGAGUGAGGAUGAAGCUGACUGUAAUCGACACCCCCGGCUUUGGAGAUCAGAUCAAUAAUGAAAACUGCUGGCAGCCCAUCAUGAAGUUCAUCAACGACCAGUAUGAGGUGUACCUGCAGGAGGAGAUCAACAUUAACAGGAAGAAGCGCAUCCCGGACUCCAGGGUGCACUGCUGCAUUUACUUCAUACCUCCCACGGGCCACUGUCUGAGGCCCCUGGACGUGGAGUUCAUGCGGCGCCUCAGCAAGGUGGUGAACAUCGUGCCCGUCAUCGCCAAAGCCGACACGCUCACCCUGGAGGAGAGGGACUACUUCAAACAGACGAUCAGAGAGGAGCUCCGCGCCAACGGCAUCGACGUCUACCCCCAGAAAGAGUUCGACGAGGACCCCGAGGACAGGGUGAUCAACGACAAAAUCAGGGAGAUGAUCCCGUUCGCGGUGGUGGGCAGCGACCACGAGUACCAGGUGAACGGGAAGAGGAUUCUGGGACGGAAAACCAAAUGGGGCACCAUCGAAGUGGAGAAUAUUGCACACUGUGAGUUUGCCUACCUGCGGGACCUCCUCAUCAGGACACACAUGCAAAACAUCAAGGACAUCACAGGCAGCAUCCACUACGAGUCGUAUCGCGUCCGCCGGUUGAACGAGUCCAACGCCCUCUUCACGACCGUCUCGUCCGACCACGUCCUUCAGCCAAAGACCAACGGUCAGUCCGAGGAGCAGCUCGGCGCCCCGCAGGCCAACGGAGUGGCCGCCCAGCACGAAGCCCUGUCCCACGAGAUGUAGAGUCAAACAGCACACGCACACACGCACACACGCACUCUGUUUACACCAACACGCACACAGUCACGCCAUUAUGCUGUGAAGACGACAAACAAAAUCACACACCGCACAGAACGAACUGCAGGACAAACUACAUCCACGAUCAUGGGCAAUAAACCCAACGGGUCCCAUUAGUCGCCGAGUCAGAAUGCAUGAAAGUGAUUGGGGGGGGGGAUCCAUGUCAUAACUCACAAAACAUGAAAUGAUACUAGAUCCAGACGCACCUGCUGGUGCUGGUGCCGGGCCUGGUCUGCUUCGUGGUGUGGUGUAUAGUUGUAUAGCUCCUAAGGUUAUGUAGGGAUAUUUAGAUUAGGCCCGUAGAUUUACCGAAGAUGCUGUCGACAACCUCCACGCUGACAAAUAGAAACAGAAGCAAUAACCGCGUGGAGCAGCUUGUGGAGAGUCCUCCGCUAUGUUUUUAACCCCCUCCAACCACCCUGUCUUUUUCUAUAUAAUGCCAGUGUUGUGUAACAGCGUCAUAGCUUGCAUUUUACAUUGCUCAUUUACUAUUGUGUUUUAAUUGCUGUUGUUCAUGUUUUAAUAUCGAUGUGUAAGGUGAGGCGUGUGGAGGGAGCUGUGCAACUGUCGUCCCACGCAGCCAUUUUCCUCCCCCUUCCUUUUCCGCCAGUCAACCAACCAAAAGUCGCCACGUUUAUUCCGUUCUAAAUAGAAGCACAUGCAGUGUAUAGAGUUGAUUUAUGAAUAGCUUAUUUAUGUGUGUGUGUUGAGUGUAAACAGUCGAAUCGGACUUUCACUCCAGCUGUUGGCUCCCGGGCUUCGCCGCGGGUCCCAAACGGUGACCAUCCUCUUUUAGGCCGUGCUCGUUCGCUUGUCGUCGCCCGCCCUCAAACGGCCGCACCGCCGCCAAACGGACUUAACCCGCUCGUGAAGUGCUGACGUGGUCUGUGUUCGUACGUCGAGUCAACCCUGCCAGUAGCUCGUGCAUAGAACAGUGGUAUUUACGACGCCAGGCCUUUUUAACCCUCAGUGAGUCCAAGAAUUUGUGCCAAACAACCUUAAAUAACGCCCGCAAAAUUACAGGAGGCAUUUUUUCUUUCUAUAUUCAUAAAAAAUGUGUGGAUCCGUACAAGCUCAAGGAAUAUUUUAUAGAGGCUACAUCCAAAUUUAUAUAAUUCUUGCUUCUUUUAUUCAACAGUGUAUAUUUCGCCUCUUUAAGUCACAUCAAAAGUAUUUUCCUAAGAUGCAAAGCGAUAAAUUGAAAAAAACAAGCUGACUAUUAUCUUUUAUCAGAGAAAGUUAUCGGGUUACACUUGUUUACUGUGGUUCUUGUUCUUGUGUAAUUUGUUAUGAUAUCAUAGAAGGUUUUAUCUUUGAUAUGCUAUUUCAAAGAAUAAAGAUUGGUAUUUUUAUUGUU
Molecule: messenger RNA, 3388 nt
Organism: Betta splendens (Siamese fighting fish)
Lineage: Eukaryota; Metazoa; Chordata; Actinopteri; Anabantiformes; Osphronemidae
Gene: septin9b
Product: septin 9b
Exons: 11
Coding region: 124-1977 (617 amino acids)
Biological process (GO): cytoskeleton-dependent cytokinesis
Cellular component (GO): septin ring; microtubule cytoskeleton; septin complex
Molecular function (GO): GTP binding; GTPase activity; molecular adaptor activity
Source: RefSeq, a predicted model, not a curated record